Spathaspora passalidarum NRRL Y-27907 is the source of this 378-nucleotide messenger RNA. RefSeq lists its product as uncharacterized. NCBI's taxonomy places the organism in Eukaryota, Fungi, Ascomycota, Pichiomycetes, Serinales, Debaryomycetaceae. The record is from RefSeq and is a predicted model, not a curated record. Bases 1 to 378 code for a protein of 125 amino acids. The transcript has a single exon.
AUGGAGAGCGAUGCUGAGUUUCAAACAUGUUGUCUGAAAUUGAAUGAUGAGUUUGGAUUUGGAACAGGAAAUAUCAGAGUUCAAGAUAUUGGCUCUACACAACCGAGUCAAGUUGUAUCUAGUUAUCCUGCCCCUGUUGAAUUUACAUAUCCUGCCCCUGUUGAAUUUACAUAUCCUGCAAUAUCUACAGCUUUGCCUACAAAUAUCUAUCAUCCCUUCAUUGCUCCUCAGGUUCAAACACCAAACCUCCCACUUCAGGAGCUUACUGAUUUGAAGAAGCUUACAAACAGCGAGUUAAGAGCAAUGAUAAGAGAAUCUUUACAAAAUCCUUAUUUUCUUGAUCUUGUGACUCGAUUAGAUAAGAUUAUUGAGGAUUAG